Molecule: messenger RNA, 2429 nt
Organism: Lemur catta (Ring-tailed lemur)
Lineage: Eukaryota; Metazoa; Chordata; Mammalia; Primates; Lemuridae
Gene: TRIM4
Product: tripartite motif containing 4
Exons: 6
Coding region: 149-1576 (475 amino acids)
Molecular function (GO): protein binding; zinc ion binding
Source: RefSeq, a predicted model, not a curated record
CAUACCCGGAAGAGAGGCUGCUCUCUCCGCGCAGGGCCCGGGGCGCCGCCGGCGGGUCCGAGGGCGAUUGGGCUCUCCGCGCCGGCCACAUUUUGUGGGCCCCUCCCACGCCUCAAGUAGGCCCCCGGCUCUGGAGCAGAGAAGCGGCAUGGAAGCCGAGGACCUUCAGGAGGACCUGACCUGCUCCAUCUGCCUGGACUACUUCGAGGACCCGGUGUCCAUCGAGUGCGGCCACAACUUCUGCCGCGGCUGCCUGCGCCGCAGCUGGACGCCGGGCGGCGGCUUGUUCUCCUGCCCCGAGUGUAGGCAGCCGUCGGCGCCCGCUGCGCUGCGGCCCAACUGGGCCCUGGCCAGGCUGACGGAGAAGACCCGGCGCCGGCGCAAGGGCCCCGUGCCUCCGGGCCUGUGCGGCCGCCACUGGGAGCCGCUGCGGCUCUUCUGCGAGGACGACCAGCGGCCCGUGUGCUUGGUGUGCAGGGAGUCCCAGGAACACCAGGCCCACACCAUGGCGCCCAUCGACGAGGCCUUCCAGAGCUACCGGGAGAAACUUCUUAAAUGUCAGUGUAGUCUCACAGCCAAGAUGAAGAAAGUCAUGCAGUUACAGGACAUGGAAGCGAAGAAUACUACAAAGUGGAAGGUGCAGAUAAAGAAUCAGCGAAUGAGAAUCAGUACAGAGUUCUCAAAGCUGCACAACUUCCUGAAUGAAGAAGAGCAACUCUUUCUUCAGAGACUGAACCAAGAAGAAGAAGAGACAAAGAAGAAACUGAAUGAGAACAUGUCAAGGCUCAAUGAAACAAUCAUUUCCUUGAAGAAGCUCAUCAUAGAGGUCGGGGAGAAGAGCCAGGCCUCCAUCCUGCAGUUGCUCCAGAAUCCAAAAGAUAUGUUGACCAGGAGUGAGAUGCAGGAUGUGAACUGUUCCCUUGAAGUUCCAAAGGUGAAGACAGCGUGCCAGCUACCAAUGAUGAAGGAAAUGCUAAAGCGAUACCAAGUGGCUGUAAAUGUAGCUGAAGACACAGCUCAUCCCAAACUUGUCUUUGCCCAGGAAGGGAGAUAUGUGAAAAAUGCAGCAUCAGAGAGUUCAUGGCCAGUAUUUUCUACAGCAUGGAACUACUUUGCUGGAUGGAAGAAUUCUCAGAAGACCACACACGUUGUUGAGAGAUUUCAACACUUACCCUGUGUUCUGGGAAAAAACGUUUUCACCUCAGGGAAGCAUUACUGGGAAGUUGAGAAUAGAGGUGGCCUGGAGAUUGCUGUGGGGGUGUGUCAGGAGGACAUUAUGGGGAUUACUGAUAGUUCAAGUAUGUCCCCCCAUGUGGGAAUCUGGGCUAUUCAUUGGAGUUCAGCUGGCUAUCGGCCCCUAAAAAACCUCCUUUUAAUUCCCCCCAGCAAAGAACCAGCUGUUCACCGGGUGGGGGUUUACCUAGAUCAUGAGGCUCACAGUGUCUCCUUCUACAGUGCCGUGGAUGGAGUGCACCUACAUACUUUUUCUUGUUCUUUUGUCUCCCGUCUCCGGCCGUUUUUUUGGUUAGGUCCAUUAGCAUCUUUAGUCAUCCCACGAGUGACUGAUGGGAAAUGAGGCUAUUCUUCCCCUGGUCCCAAAUCCUUCCCUAUAUCCUAGCUCAGUGACACACAUACCCUGACCCUCUUCUUUGGCUUCAUAUGUCCAGUAUCCUGGGUAGUCCAUCUUCUGGGUCUCCCUAAUUGAACCAUUUGGUUUUCACCCUACAUGUGCUUCAGAAGAGGCAGGCCAGUGGGAGGUAAUUCAGGCCAGUGAUGAUGGGACAGGAAAUUGUUCAUAGUGCUUCUGGGGAAUGUAUUUGGAGCUUUAAGAAAGAGAUGUUUUGGAAGACAUAGCCCCACUUCUCAUGUUAGCAGGUAUUUUGGAACUCAGGAGAAUACAGGAAGAGUGAAAAGGUGUAAGAAACAUAGUCUUUCUUGCCCUGGUUAAAGUAUUUGAAUUUCCCUAAUGUGAAGCUUCUUGCUAUAUGAGAUAAUUAAUCCCUUCCCUUAUUUUGUAAGGCAAUUUCCAUUUCCUUAGGUAACUUGCAGCAUGAGGUACCCUAACUGGCACUAUAGGCACCUAGCGUGGACAUCCCCUGAUAUAGGCUUAUCUCACUUUUUCUGCAAUUUGGCAAAGGUAUGGAUUCCCCUCUGUCCAGUCAUGCAAUGCCUCUUUUCAGCAAGUACUGAUGUCUCCCACUUUUCCAGCUCAGAACCUUGAGGAAAUUUCCCCUCUGCUCAUGCUGCUUGUUCUCUGUUCCUGACCAUGUCUCUGCCCUCAACCGUUUACUGUACAUUUGUCAACUUCAUAAGUUUUUUAUAGAUGGUCGUUUGUGUCAUAAUGACCAUGUUGAGAAAUCUGUGUUAAAUAUCUACAUUGUCCUGGCAUUUUCAUAUAAUGCAGCUUGAAAUAAAGAUGGAAAUUUAAA